Messenger RNA from Rotaria sp. Silwood1, 2742 nucleotides. The record is from the annotation of a GenBank genome assembly. NCBI's taxonomy places the organism in Eukaryota, Metazoa, Rotifera, Eurotatoria, Philodinida, Philodinidae.
AUGGCAACUAAUUAUAAUGCUGUAGAUGAACAACGUAUUUUGCAAGAAGCUAAUAUACGUCGAUUGCGUGAACUUGAGUUAAGUCGAUUGAGUGAAGCUGAUGAACAAAUUGCUCGACAAGAAUUAGCUAAGUUCGACGAGAUGCAACGCGAACUUGAAAUAUUCAAUGAAGUUGAUCAACAACGUAUAAUGGAACUUGAAACAGAAAUACGUGAUAUAAAUCAAGAAAUAUAUAAUGCUGAAAAAGAACUUGAACAACUUAAUACACAACUUGAAGAACUUCGAAUCGAACAAGAAACACAAGAAAAAAAUCUUGAACAAGUUAAUAAUGAAGUUGCUAAACUAAUACAAGAAAUAAAACAUGUUCAAAAAGAACUACAAAAACUUCGUGAACAAGAACAUCAACUUAUUGUUGAACGUGACAAAUGGCAAGCAACACUUAUGGAACAAGAACAAAUUCUUAAAGAAGAACAAGCAAAAGUAAAUGAUCUUCGACAACAAAUUAUUGUAUUAGAAAAUGAUAAACGUGUAUUAGAACAACGACGUGAUGAAUUAAAUAUACAAUUACAACAAGCUGAAACUGAACGAGUCACUUUAGAACAAGAAAUUGUAAAACUUGAUAAUGAAUGUGCACAAUUAGAACAACAACUCAAUACUUUACAGCAGGAAUUAACACAACUUGAACAAAUAGUAGAACAACUUGUCCAACAAAUAAAACAAACUCAAGAACAGAUAGCUAAUUGUGAAAAAGAAAUAAAUGAACACAAUGCUCGAAUUCAAGAAUUAGAAAAUGAAAAACAAAAAGUCGAAGUUGAAAUACAGCGAUUACAAGAAUCAAUUCAACGUAUUGAAACUAUGAUUCAAGAUGUAACAAAUAAAGAGCGCGAAGUGACGGAACAAAUCAAUCAAAAAACUCAAGAAAAACAAAUGAUUGAAAAUGAACAGAGAGCUACCGAAGCGGAAGUUCAACAGUUGAAAGCAGUUCUCGAAUCACUUAAUGAAGAAUUGAAAAUGUUACAAGAGAGAUUGGCUCAAUUGACAAAUGAAGCCAAUCAAUUAGAAGAACAAGUUCGUCAAGCACAAAAUGAACUUCAACAAGCAACGAAAGAAAGCGAGAAAAAACGAGAAUUAGACGAAGCGACGCGCGAAGAAAGAAAAGCACAAGCAGAUUUAAAUGCAGCUAAAAAUCAAUUGCAAGCUGCUGAAACAGCACUACAUAUUGCUGAAAUGGCGCUGGCAACAGCAUUGGCCUUUCCAAUUAUUGGUGAAAUUGCAGCCAUUGGAGCGACGGCUGCUGUUGCAGCAGCUACAGCUGCUACCAUUGCUCUACAUGUCAAAGUGAAUAAUGCAGAAACUAAAUUGUCUCAAUUGUCUAUUAAGCGUGAACAAGCCUUUCAAUUGCAUCAGACAGCACUAGAACAAAAGCGAACAGCACAUACGAAAGUUGCCGAAGAGAAGAGAGCUCUUCAGACGAAACAAAAUGAAUUGAAACGGCAAACUGAAACUAAAAAUGCUGCUCAACAACAAGUCGAACGUCAGAAACAAGUUGUGAAGAAAGCGACUACUGAUCAUGCCGAAGUCGAACGUCAAUUAGCUGAAGCUAAAGAACAACAAACAAUGAAAAUGAAUGAAGUUCAUGAAGCUGAAGCACAAGUUAAAAAUCAGACAGAACAUGUCGAACAGUUAAAACGAGAAGCAGCUGACUUAGAACGACGUCAAACACAAACACAACAAGCACUCGUCGCUGCAGAAAAUGAAUUGAGAAAUGCUCAAAUGAAGGAACAAACAGCCGAUGCUAAUCUGAAAAUGAUGAACGGACAGCUUACAGCUAAACAACAAGGUGUUCAAGAGCUACAAUCCUCAGUUGCUCAAAAGCAACAACAGACUGAAGCAAAACAGGCUGAAUAUGCUGCUAAAGAAGGCGAAGCACAACAAGCUAAAAAUAAAGUAACAAUCAUUGACCAAGAUCUUAGAUUAGCUAAUCAGACGAAAGCAGAAUUGGAAGUAGAAAAGAGAGGACAAGAAAAUAUACUUCGAACUGAACAAAGCAAAAGCCAACAACUCAAUGUAGAGCAUCAACAACUCAAAGCAAAAGUCGAAACAGUUCAACAACAAAAACAACAGUUCAGUCAACAGCUACAAGAGUUUAAAAGUCAAUUGGAUCGACAAAAUGGAGAUAUGACUCAAAAGAGUAAUGAAGUAGAGAAAGUCAAAGCUAAUUUACACGCAAAGGAGCAGCAGAGGGAUGAACUCAAGUCACAACGAGAUGAGCAUAUUGCACAUGUUGAACGAGUCAAAAGACAAAUUCGAGAAAACGAACAAAAUUUAAAAGAAAAUGAUAUAAAUUUGUCACAGACAUUAGCAGAACGUCAAGUAGCUGAUAGUGAACAACGUCUUCACCAAACAGCUGAACGACUCGAACUAUUAUCCAAUCAAGUUCAAGAGAAACAGCAAAUUUAUGAUGAAAAAAAUUGUCGCCACACAGACCUCGUCGCCAAUGUAGAGCAAUAUAAAGCGGCUAAAGAACGUUUGGAAGAUAAUAUUCAAGAUACAUAUAAUCGAUGGACAUCAAAACGAAUCUGGGCAACAAGUGCAGCAACACAUGUUGCUCAACUCGAUCAAGAAAGAAACAACAUUAAACUAGCCAGUCGACAAGCAGCUGAAACUAAUAGAAAGCAUCGAAAUGAAGCAAACGAAAAUAAUCGAAAUAGAAAAAUUCAGCAACAAUUUUAUCGCCAUUGA